AUGGGACUGCCCUUGUAUGAUCCCCUUUACAUCGAAGCCACCACGAUGGAAGUCGCGGAUCUGGACUGUGGAUACGGGAGUUUCCGUGAUGUCAUUGACCCCCCGAACGCGCUUCUGUGGUGGGCGGGAAAAGAACUCAAAGGUCAAGAUGACAAACUACUCCGUGAUUACAUAGGUCCAAACGAAAAAACUAAGAUUGUUAUUAUACUGACGCAAAAAGGGUCAGGCGCGCCGGGACGUGAAGCCUUCUAUUCGGAAGAGCAGAGAAGAGCGAUGAUGGCACAAGCCUUCCGGCGUCAACAAGAGGUGGAGAAGCUGAUGGAAGACGACGAUGACCACUAUCUGAAUUCCCAAUGGGCGGAUAGCAGGGCGUUAAAGAGGUCAUUUCACGGCAUUAAAAACAUCAAGUUUCGCCCAGUGUAG
Messenger RNA from Paramacrobiotus metropolitanus, 423 nucleotides. Its product is annotated as cilia- and flagella-associated protein 298-like. Bases 1 to 423 code for a protein of 140 amino acids. NCBI's taxonomy places the organism in Eukaryota, Metazoa, Tardigrada, Eutardigrada, Parachela, Macrobiotidae. The record is from RefSeq and is a predicted model, not a curated record. Gene Ontology annotation, biological process: regulation of cilium movement. The transcript has a single exon.